AUGUCUUCGAUCAAUUUGCAGUCUCAUCGUGCUCAGCUCAUCGCAACGGCUGUAGCGGCGUCUGUGACGACCGCAGGACUUUUUUACUCGUACAGCACCCUCACGAAGCGCCGGCGACGAAAAGAGCUCGACCUUGAAAUCCGGAAAGCGCUGUCGCAGCAUGACCGGGAGCAUCCUCGUCCUGGACCUGAACCACCUUCACCGGGAGAUAUUUACAUCAAAGCUUUAGAAGAAGAGGCGGCCAAGUCUAUUAGGCUGCAGCAAGACGAGUACGACGAAGAGCUUAUUAGAGAGCAGCUCGCCAGAAAUUAUGCGUUCUUUGGGGAUGAGGGGAUGAAAAAGGUGCGGGGAGGAAGUGUCGUCGUCGUAGGGUGCGGUGGUGUCGGGAGCUGGGCAGCUGUUAUGCUCGUUAGAUCAGGUGUAUCCAAAAUCCGACUUGUAGACUUUGACUAUGUGACACUUUCGUCCUUGAAUCGGCACGCAACCGCGAAUCUCGCAGACGUUGGAACACCAAAAGUAAAAUGCGUGGAGAGGACCUUGAAGGAGAUUGCCAAGUGGGUGGAGGUCGACGCUUGCAUAGACAUCUGGAGGAAGGAAGAGGGAGGAGAGUUGCUCGACGGGUACGACUGGGUUGUAGAUGCCAUUGACAACAUCCAGACAAAAGUCGACCUGCUGAAAUACUGUCACGACAACAAACUCAAGGUCUUUUCUUCAAUGGGUGCCGGAGCCAAAUGCGACCCUACCCGGAUACAAAUUAGCGACAUUUCCUACACCGUCUACGACCCUCUGGCACGCUCUGUCCGACGCCGACUGCGCCUGCAAGGAGUCACCUCCGGAAUCCCUGUGGUUUACUCCACCGAGGUUCCCGGCGAUGUCAAGCUCCUCCCUCUUCCCGAAGAAGAGUUCCAAAAAGGACCCGUGAAGGAACUGGGAGUCUUUGAUGACUUCCGAGUCCGCAUCCUACCUGUUCUCGGCCCUCUUCCCGCAAUCUUUGGCCUCAACAUCGCCUCCUACAUCGUCUGUGAACUCUCUGGAAAGCCCAUCUCAAACCCUCUACCCAUCAAAAAUCGAAAGAAGCUCUACGAGCGGAUCUACCGAGACCUGUUGCAUAGGGAAGGCCAACUGGCUGGUCAACAACUCAAUCGACUGCCGAUAGACGAAGACGAUGUUGGUUUCAUCUUCGAGGACUUGCAUCGAGGCAGGUCCGUGAUUCCACCACACGAUGUGCCAACACGACCAACACUGGUCCGAUGGGACUAUUCAAAACCACUCACAACCGACAACGCGGUCGUCUUUGAGCACAAAGACGCCGAGAAGCACCAUAGCAGUUGUUCAGGGAAGGACGGAGUCUCGCCGGCCAGCUUGUGGGGCACUGAGGUCGAAGAGAUUGUCAACAGACGGUUUGAGGAGGCAAGAAAGAUCUUCACCUGAUAUAUGGCGUAUCUAUCACGAAUUCAUCGUUUUCGAAACGCGCAUCAUGGAGCUCCCAACAUACAUCUGAAAAAGUCGGCGAUUAUCCUCUUCCUUUCGCUGAUGCGCGUACGAUUACUGGACAGUGAGCAUUCCUUCGGCUGCUUACCCAGAUUUCGUUUCAGCACGUCAUUUUGAUGGGUGCUGGACCGACGAGCCGUCUAUAAAUAGUAGGCGCCGAGAAGUUAUUUAAUACCGUUCACAGUUUCACUCCAAGCCCCUACCUCCACAGCCCACCUCGCUCUGACCAACACCGUUUAGUAUGGCUGCAGCUU
Messenger RNA from Coprinopsis cinerea okayama7#130, 1745 nucleotides. Its product is annotated as ubiquitin-protein ligase molybdopterin-converting factor. Gene Ontology annotation, molecular function: ubiquitin-like modifier activating enzyme activity; tRNA threonylcarbamoyladenosine dehydratase activity. The transcript has 7 exons. The coding region runs from base 1 to 1431 and encodes 476 amino acids. Gene Ontology annotation, cellular component: mitochondrial outer membrane. The record is from RefSeq and is a predicted model, not a curated record. NCBI's taxonomy places the organism in Eukaryota, Fungi, Basidiomycota, Agaricomycetes, Agaricales, Psathyrellaceae. Gene Ontology annotation, biological process: cyclic threonylcarbamoyladenosine biosynthetic process.